AAGCUGGACUAGGAAACAAGUCAAAAAGGGGCUCCCUGGUGGGGAUUGGAUAGAGCAGAGAGAGGGGAGAACUUGUAAGACAGGGCUAUCCAUACAAACUGCUGGUGGGCAGCUCAGUAGAGAGGAGUGUUUAGCUGCAAUUAGUAGGAUUCACAUCAGUGGAAAGGAUCAGUGGUCUCCCCUCCUUGGAACUCCUCUUACUGUUGGUUUCAGAUAUCCACCGCUGCUUGACCCCUGCAGCCACCAGAGACAUCUCCACCUCUGGAUUGUAAUCACUGACAUUUCCACUCCAGCUUCCAACCUGUUUACAACAAGGGCAACUGCUGUCCUCUCUUCAAAGCCAACUGCUCUUCCACAGGCUGACAAUUAGCCGAGAGAGGAUUUUUACAGCCUGCAACAAAAAAAAAAAAAAAAAAGGAGGAGGGGGGGACAGAGAUUUUUUUUCCCCCUCUUGGAGGGGAGUUGAAUAUGUCCUGUAUUUGGUAAGGCUCAGUUACUGCUCAGACACAGUCAGCUGGCACAGGACACAGCAGAUUUAGACGCAGCAGCAGCAGGAGGAACCCGUGCGCUCUUGGAGAUACCCAGGACUAUGGACAUAAGGGAUCCCUGAAGCUGGUUUGCCAAUCGAGUGAUGGAUGUUGGUGCCUUGUUCUCUGCACAAGUUUUCAAAGUCCUGGGGCUCCUCGGCCAGCAGCUCUCCAGUUGCCAUCAACUCGCUCUCAGCCUUCCAGUAUGUUUCUUUCCAUGAGGCAUUUGCUGAUGCCGACAGCCUCAGUACAAUGUGGAAAUGGAUACUGACACAUAGUGCCCCAGGCUUUUCCCAAUUGCCCCGCUCUUUGCUGCUUUUCUUUCUUGUCUACUUCAUUUCUGUCACCUGCAAUGAGGCCAGGGGCAGGGACUGGCUGCGCUCCGCGGAGGCGUCCUCCAACUCUUCGUCCGGUCGGCACGUGCGGAGCUAUAACCACCUCCAGGGAGACGUGCGGAGUAGGAAGCUUUUCUCCUACACUAAGUACUUUCUCCAGAUCGAUGGUAACGGCACAGUCAGCGGCACCAAGAAGGAGAAUUGCCCUUACAGUAUACUGGAGAUAACAUCUGUGGACGUGGGGGUUGUGGCAGUGAAAGCCAUUAACAGCAAUUAUUACUUAGCCAUGAAUAGGAGAGGAAAGAUCUACGGUUCGAAAGAAUUCAGUAUUGAUUGCAAGCUGAAAGAGAGAAUAGAGGAGAAUGGCUACAACACCUAUGCGUCACAUAACUGGAAGAACAAUGAGAGACAAAUGUUUGUGGCCCUUAAUGGUAAAGGAGUUCCAAAGAGAGGACCAAAAACAAGACGGAAAAAUACUUCGGCUCACUUUCUUCCAAUUGUCUUUUAACCUCAAAUGAAGGAAUUUACAUAUUUCUGUAUUAAGUACUUCAGUACUUUCUUCAAAAACCCUUAGUGUGUACUCACCUCCUAACUCCAUUCUAAUGGGGAGGUCCAAGAUGGAUAAUGUUCUUGUUUGGAUUGUAGAAGGACAGUAUUUCUUAUUGACUUCAUGGUGGAAGGAAAGCAGCCAGUACCUGUGUUACAUAGAAUUUUAUUUGUACAGUCCGAUUUAACGGAUACAAGGCAAUUAAAUCAUUGAUCUACUGGGAAAGUUAUUUAUGGAUUACUUUAUUCAAAUCAAAGACAUUCAUUGCUCAUUCACUUCCAAUGGUCCCAAUGAGCUGUGAGACUUUACUGGAAGCACUUGGGUCAAAAGUAUUGAUGAUGUAUUUUUCUGAAGAGUCAACGUGAAGAAUGGUUAGGAUUAAGAAAUAUAAAUGUAUUAAAACUGUUCUAACAAAAAUGAAUAUUAUGGUAUGCCUGUGUACUUUUACCUUCAUCUCUCUCUGUUUCUUUGUAAGUUAUUUAUUUAAUAGAAUGUUUGAUACCUGUC
Molecule: messenger RNA, 1916 nt
Organism: Xenopus laevis (African clawed frog)
Lineage: Eukaryota; Metazoa; Chordata; Amphibia; Anura; Pipidae
Gene: fgf10.L
Product: fibroblast growth factor 10 L homeolog
Exons: 3
Coding region: 636-1370 (244 amino acids)
Molecular function (GO): growth factor activity
Source: RefSeq, a predicted model, not a curated record